Messenger RNA from Musca domestica (house fly), 8597 nucleotides. RefSeq names its product dual specificity mitogen-activated protein kinase kinase hemipterous. Lineage: Eukaryota; Metazoa; Arthropoda; Insecta; Diptera; Muscidae. Bases 482 to 4354 code for a protein of 1290 amino acids. Gene Ontology annotation, molecular function: ATP binding; protein kinase activity. The transcript is spliced from 11 exons. Gene Ontology annotation, biological process: protein phosphorylation. The record is from RefSeq and is a predicted model, not a curated record.
UAAUAGGUCGGCUUUGUACUCCUCGAUGGGGCGAGUUUUUUUUUUACCAAGGAAUUGUGGAUUUUUUUAAGUAAAUUAUGGCUAAAACAAAACAUGAGGAGAAAAUAUAAUGUGAAAAAAUAAAACUCGACAAUAUACUAAAAAGAAUUUGCCAUAAGAAUAAUAUGAAAUAUUUGUACAAGUGAAAGAAAAACGGAAUUGCAAUUACGGCCACAAAACAAAGGCAAAAAAUUGGAAAAAAAUAUAGAUGAAAAAAGAAAAAAGGCAGAGAGAGGAGCAGAGAAAACGAGCGCCACCAUCAGUGUCAUGUGUAUAUAAAUAGAAUUGCUUGGUCAAGAAUCAAAGAAUCGAAUCGAAAACGUAACGAAAAAGAAAAUAGUGCAACAACCACUGAAGUGGGGUUUUCAUAUUUCUGAAAGAUUAUUUUCUAUUGCUUGGCUGGUGGCUGAAAAGGAGCAGUGCAUAUACACUUGUGGGGAAAAUGGAUGAAAUAACUUGGAGACUGCAGUCGCUGGAAAAGCGUUUAUUGGAGCAAAAUGAUUCGUCCAGACUGGUUUACGACACAUCACCCGUACCCGAAGUUCGGAGACGGCCUGCAGGGUUGGAUAGCAUACCAAAUCGUAGCAGAAUGACAUUAAACUUACCACAUUCACCUGCCCCAGCUACCGAAUCUGAAACGGAACGCAAAUUGAGGAAAAUUCACAAACAGUCUGGUAUUUUAACAAUAAAUAAUAACAAAUACAAAUCCGACAUAAAAGAUCUCGAACAUCUGGGUGACUUGGGUAAUGGCACCAGUGGGAAUGUUGUUAAGAUGCGCCACAAACAAAGUGGCACCAUUAUUGCGGUGAAGCAAAUGCGUCGUACCAGCAACAUCGAAGAGAAUAAACGUAUUCUCAUGGACUUGGAUGUGGUACUGAAAUCACAUGACUGCCCAUAUAUAGUACAAUGUUUUGGAUGUUUUAUAACGGAUGCAGAUGUGUGGAUAUGCAUGGAAUUGAUGUCGAUGUGUUUCGAUAAAUUACUAAAGCUAUCUAAAAAACCGGUACCAGAACCAAUUUUAGGAAAGGUGACUGUGGCGACUGUAAAAGCGUUAUCCUAUCUUAAGGAUACACAUGGUGUAAUACAUCGCGACGUCAAACCUUCAAACAUUUUAAUCGAUGAACGUGGUAACAUAAAACUCUGUGAUUUUGGCAUUAGUGGACGUUUGGUCGAUUCCAAAGCAGCCACUAGAUCGGCAGGAUGUGCCGCAUAUAUGGCCCCUGAGCGCAUCGAUCCCAAGAAAAUCAAAUAUGACAUACGGGCUGAUGUUUGGUCUUUGGGUAUUACCUUAGUGGAAUUGGCAAUAGCUCGAUCACCAUAUGAAGGUUGUAAAACAGAUUUUGAAGUUCUAACAAAAGUCUUAGACAGCGCUCCACCAACAUUACCAGAAGAUGAACAUUUUCAUUUCAGUGACGAAUUUCAUAGUUUUGUGAAAAAAUGUUUGAAAAAAGAUCAUCUUCAACGUCCCAAAUACCCAGAACUUUUGGUGCAGCCUUUUAUUAUCUAUUAUGAAAACGCUGAAGUCGAUAUACCGAAAUGGUUUAAAUCUGUUGUUGAUUCAACGAGUAUUAAGACACAUCGUAGGACUCAAAUACCCACAUCGAUGAUCCCGGCAACAUAUGAUGCUACCAAACAUUAUAGGAGUCCACACAAUGCUUUAAUUUUCGAUACAUCAGCAUCGUCGUCGUCAUCUGCAGCAGCAGCAUCAUCAUCGUUAAAUACUAAUCCAUUUGUAACAGGAGCUACAACAGCAACAGCAACGACAACAAUGACAAUAAAUACAACAAAAUCCUCAUUAGCAACAACAGCAGCAUCGGCAUCAUCACAACAAUCACACUCACAGAUACCAAGCUAUUACGGCACAGGAAGCCAUUAUCAGCCACAACGUAAUAACAGUUUUCAUAGAGAACAUCAGAAGCAUCAGCAGCCGUCACAACUACCUCAAUCUAUAAAUCAAUAUAAUGGCAGUAAUGCAACAACAAGCACAGCAACGAUAAACUACAAUCAGGGAUCAACGAUGACAACAACAACAACAGCAGCAGCAGCCGCUACAUCAGGAUCAACACCUAACUUUGGUACUGCGAGACCGAGCUUGGAGCGACUACCAAGUGGGUCGGGCAGUAGCAGUGCCACUAGUUCAAGUCCUUUAUCACCGCCAAGCAUAACUACGCUCACCACAAAUCCAGACCGGGAUACAAAAUUAGUUAACGAAAUGCAUAAAUUAUGUCGCAAAUCACCAUUUAUGCCAAAGAAAUACAAUGGCUCAUCUUCAAACAAUCGGUACAAUGCAUCGGCAGCGACAGCGGGUGGAGGUGAUGAAAGUCCCAAAAAGGAAUCUGUAUUGUCUUCAAUAGGCCAAUCAAUUUUACGCAACUUAACAACAUCACCCUUUAGUCAGAAGAAAAACACUUCCAAUACGGUGCAACCGAAUCAAAUCGAUCCACUAUUUCGUAUGCCUUGUGCCCAGGAUGUUAGCUAUUCAGCAUUUGAUACCAUGGAUCAUGCAUCAAAUGUGAAUAAAUCGAAUGCUACAGAUUCACCAGCCCUUCAGCGUAAAAGGUAUCAAAUGGGCAGUGAUUCGAAAUAUAAUACGACCGCUGCCAAAAAACCUUCCACCGACACUAGUCCCAGUACUAUUGCUGCAUCAACCGGGGUGGAUAUAUUCGAGAGUUUCCAAGAUAAACCGCAAGAAUUUCACGAAGGCAAAACAUCUUCAGUGAUACCACCACCAACGACAACAGCAGCAACAACAACAUUGACCAAAAAUGAAGCUCAACCGCAACGUGUUCCAGGCAAUCAUAGUCCUUUAGUCCUUCAACGUUUCUAUCAUCAACAAAAUCAGCUGCGCGAAAAGGAGCUAGAACGACAACAAUAUCAACAAAGUCAUCACACGUUUUAUAAUAAAAAUUCACCCUCAUCAUCCAAUGAUAUCACAAAUCCCUUUCAUCAUCCAAAUUUGUAUCAUACAUCUGCGUCGUCGCCACAACAGCAACAGCAACAACACCAACAUUUUAGUUCUCACAUACCAAUUGCCUCAUCCAGCACACUGUCAUCGUAUUCUACGUCUAGUCAAUCAUCUACACAAUCUUCUCAAUGUUCACAAGUUGGCGGUGAUAUGCCAUCAUCAGCUCAACAACAACAGCAGCAUCAUCACCAUGGACCAAGAAGUUUACCAUUAAUGUCAAGUUAUGACAGUAAAUUAUCUUCAUCGCCCACAUCACCCCCACAAGCGCAGACAGCAACAAUGGGCUUUGGUACGAACGCAACGCAAGCAUCACCAACUUCGGCGUCAAUCAAUGCCACAGGACAUUUGCAAUAUCAACCACUGCCUCAACAUUAUCUUACAAAUACUCCCUAUGCAAAUGUUAUGCGCGGUUCAGGAUCACCGCCAAUAUCGCCACCCGACGAUGCGGGUAAUCAACGAAUGGGUGUCACAAGUCCUACAGUCUCCAAACUAAGUAAACUCUACAAUCAACGGCAUCAGGGUAAUAUGUCACCUUCAACAGCUGCUGCGGUGGCAGCCUCAGCUUCAAUAACCAAUGCAAAUAAUGCUGGAACAUCGUCAGCUGCCACAAAGGAAAAUAACUAUAAAACGGAAAGCGGCUGGUUUAAUACAUUGGCCGGUGCCAUGAAACGCCAGCUGUCCAAUUACGUUAAAAUACAAACAUCCAAUAACAAUUCUCCUUCAAACUCAGCCACAACAUCGCCAACAAAUGGAGAUACGAAUGCACCUCCUCCAGCUGAUAAUAACAAAGCGAAUCUAUUUUAUCGUACCAUGUCAACGGGGAGCAGUAGUUCACCCAGUAAUAGUCAAACAACGUCACCUUCGGACGAGGCCGCAUUGGCAACGGGAACAGCAUUAAAAACUCCAAGCGCGAAUGGUUCUGAGGGCUUCUAUGAAGGUUCAAGUGCUGGUGGUUUCAUACGACGUUAUGCGGCAUCAACCGGUAGCGGUGGAUCAACAGGUGCCGGUUCCAAUUUGAAUGCUUCGGGUACAAAUACAUCGAUACCAGCGACGCACACACCCCCGCACAUUUUGGCAAAUUUGGAUAGAAGGCAUCGUUCGCCAGAUCCACCACCACGUUACAAUCGUGGUCAAUCGCCGUUGCUGUUACGUAAGAAUAUCUUGGAAUUGAGUGGCCAACCACCAGGCACAUCACCAUUGUUAAAUAGAAGAUUUGUUAAUGCUUCUCCACCACUUCCACCACCAAGACGCGGCUCCGAAAGUGUACCCGGCUCACCACAACACUUCCGUACACGCAUCCAUUAUACACCCGAGCCACAGAGGCGUAUCUAUCGGACUAUAGAUCAAUGAGUGGCACUACAAAUAAUGGUUAUGUGAUAUUGGUAUGGUUUUGUUGAUGAUGAUAAUGUUGAUGUUGCUGCUGCUGCUGCGGCCGCAGCUGCGGCCACCACACCCAAUCCCCAUGCAACGGAGGACCUUGAUGUUGAUUUCAUUAUGGGCGGUGGUGCCAAUGACAGCAAUGCAUUGCCUUUGUCAUCAUCAUCUGCCCGGGAUUUCUUAACGACACGUUCCUUUAGUCAUACGGGCAGUGUCAGUGAACGUUUGGACUCUAUGGUGGCAUCGUCAUCAUCAUCGACUACACAAUUGAAUGAAGAUUUUCACAAUACCCCAGCAUCGGCUCCAGCAUUUUCUUCAUUGUCCUUGGAUGCGGCCGAUAUGUAUACGGCCAGAAUGCGGCGUGCCAAAUAUUGGUUACAGAAAUAACAACCAUUAGCAAUGGAGGCGGCGUUUGUGGCUAGUGAUUCUAGUGAAGCUGCUGGAAUACAUUGUGUAAAAAAGCAAGAGAUUAAAGAAGGGUCCAAACACAGGAAACAAAUAUUUAUGUUUAUUGUAUGUUUGUUUUGAAAAAGGAGAGAGUGAGAAUGAAAAUGAAAAUGUAACGAACGUUUGCAACAACUAUUUUUGUAAAUUUGAAUAGUUUGUUAUGACCAAACAACACCUAAGAAAAUAAUUGUAACUCUCCUCAAGAAUUUUUGUAUUAUUUGUUUGUUUUUUGCUUUCCUUGUAAUGUUGUAACAUAGAAACAAACUCCCCAAAUAAUUGUUGACGCCGCCUAUAUAUGACGUCUUAAAAUUAAAAUUAAAAAAAAAAAAACCUAAAAUGAAAAGUCUUACGCCAAUGCUUUAAUGUAAAGGCUUUAUAUGCCUGCAUAAAUAUAUAUACAAAAAUAUAUAACGACAAAUAUUAUAUAAUGGAAAAUAUUCUCAAAUACAAAAAAAAACUACAAAAAUAAUCACCAUAGAACACCAAAUUUAAGCAAUAUUUAUUUAAACAAAUACAUACUUAUAUCUUAUAUUGAAUAAUAGAUAUAGAAUAAUAUAUGAAUCUGUAAUGGCUCUAUGUAGCGGACGUGUACGGAAAAUGGAAAAAUCUUAUAUAAGUUGUUCAUAUGCCUACCCACACACAAACACACUUUUUUGCAUGCAACUGUUUGUGAAAAAAAAUCCGGAAAUGGUGGAAAGCACAUAAUGUCUUUUUUGUAUUGUAGGAUUCGUUGUUGCUUCCUUAGCUUCUGACCCGCCCAUUUUUAAUUUCAACGUUUCUGUUUACAUUUUUAGAUUAACAAAACAAAAAAAGCAAAAUAGUUCCUUUGUAAAUUUCUUGUUUAAUGCAAAAAAGUUUGCGUUGCUCGAUUUUAGGACAGUGGCAAACUUUCUUUAUUUUAAUUGUCUUUUAAAGAAGCAAUGUUGUUUUUUUUUCUCAGUUUUCAUUUUUCUAUUUUGUGUAAAGUUUUACUCUGACUGAAUAAUUUUAAUUAUCUUGUUUUAUAAUUUAACGACUCACUUUAAACGACCACUGACAUAACUUGUAUAACUACAUACAAAAUCGAAUUAAAUAUAAAAGAAAAAAAAACUACUUUUAAAGAAGAAACACAAAAUGGACAUCUUAAAAUGACAAUCUUAAUUUAUUAAAAAAAAUGUAAGAGGAUAUAAUAUUUUUUUUGUUAUUACUACACAACCCUAUACCACAUAAAUAUGCUAUGGGAUACGAAUGAGCAGGCAGUCUUAUGCAUAUCUAGUAUAUGGAUUAUUAUAGUCGAAACGAAAACGCCUUUGAAACGGAUCCUGAAACUAAGUAUUGUGUUUUGUUUUAGUUAAAGACAUGACAUUGAUUCGCAGACUUCUAAAAUUAGUAAAUAUGUUGCCUUGACUGCAGUCUUACCAUCAAAUUUCAAUCCUUUCCUUAAAACUAUCAGAAUCUGCAGAAUGAGGUAGCGCCAUAGCCAUCCUAAUUACCAACAAGUGGAUACACCUCUAACUUUCCGAAAUUCCGAGCCCUCCAGACGCCAUCGAGAUCGUAACAUAUGCGAUACCAUCAUGGCGUCGGGUCCUGUAGUUGAUGACAUAUGUGUCAGGGUGAACAGCUAUCUAGCGGAGCUUGUCGCCUUCUUCCAUGCGAGGAAUAUGAAAAUAUCCGUCACUAAAUCAACGGCCACACUAUUUACCACAUGGACUGCAGAGAUGAGAACACAGCUGAAUGUGCAGGUCGAGAGGCAUAUAAUUCCGACCACUAACUACCCCAAAAUCCUUGAGGUCACAUUCGAUAGCAUGUUCAAAUCUUUCGCGCAAGCCACAGCUAUCUGCGAUAAACUGAAAAGAAUGAACCAGGCCCUCAAGGCCCUAGCCGGCAGCAAUUGGGUUGCGGAUAAGGAAACCUUGGUGACCCCUAAUAAAGCAAUAGGUCGGUCUGUGGUUAGCUAUGCGGUUAGCUGGCACAUCCAGAUCUGCCAGAACGCUGCUCUGAGAACAGGUGUCUUCUCAUGACACCGGUGGACCAUCCACAUGAGGAGGCGAAAGUUCUUCCCUUACGUCAGCAUAAUCAUAUGCUUUCGUUGCAGUACCUGCUUGGGUGUUACCGAGAGAGUCUUCCCAACCACCGUAUGGUGGAUAAAUCUCCCCCACCAAGGCGUGUUAGGAAGAACAAACACUAUCUAGAGAGGGAGGUCCAACGCUAUAAGGGAGAACUUCUAGAUCGAGAAGCCUAUCAGGCAGGUCUGAGUGGUAUUCAUACCGAUGCAGUCGCGGAUGCUAUCAGCAGAUAUAAAAUGAAUGCCGUCCUCGGGGUCAACACCCAAUAAAUUGUAGCUAAAAAAUGCCAGCUGCUUAGACAAACCAGGGUCGUUUUUGCGUAAUUGCGCAGGAUGGUGUAGUUGUCUCAAUUCGUAUUGGGCCCGAAUUGAUGAAGAUGUGCGUGACGCCUGCCAGGCGUGUGAUACAGGCCCGCACAAUACUCUGCACCUCUUUAAUUGCACAGUCAAACAUACCCAACUCACUCCUGAAUAUCUCUAGCUACAGCCCAUUAAAGUAGCAGAAUUUCUGGAACCAGAUUAGCAGAACGCAAACAUGUACUACUGCUGCAACAACAACAACGAUCUAGAGAGAGAUGAUCAUGCCUUUGAAAAGGAUCUGUGUAGUAUUCACCGAACACCAUGCUGCAUCUUUUCAAUUCCCAUGUUAAGUCUAUCCAACUCACUCCCGAAGAUAGCCGUAUUUUUUUAGAUAUGUAGUUAAAAAGCAGAACCUACAACAACAUAUCCCAUAUAUUGAGAUAUGGAAUAAGAAAUUGGGGUUUCCAGACAAUUGUACUCAGUCAAAUUGUCUAUAUUAAAUUCUGUUAUGCCAAAGGUCUCAUUAAUAUUUUUUAUUCGUUUGUAUUCGCUGCCUUAGAUUCACUUCAAGAACAAUUUGCUCAACGUUUUUUUUUAUAAAAUAUACUGGUAUAGGUUCCAUUCUCCCUUAUUUUGUUAUAUAUCUUUCAGAUAAGUAUAACACAAGGCCUUCUUGACCUGUUUUUACAAAUGUGGUGUAGAAAAUAAUACUGCUAGACCUUUCCUAAUAUAUAUUUUAAAGUCCGUUCUGUUUUUUUCUCUCUCUAUAAAAAUUUUGAAUAUUCGUUUUGUGUAUGAUUUGCCCCAAACUUUUUAAAAAUAAUUUUUUUUAGACAUAGGUCUGUAAACAAACAUAAAAUAUUUGUUACUCCUACAGAUCCUCUUCAUAUAUAAAUUAUAAUUGAAAUUAAGUGGUAAUGUAUUCAUAUUUAUCAUACACACACGCAUACAUAUUUCAUACUGUAACUGUUCUUUAUUUAUAUUAUAUAAAAACAACUACAACAAAAAAGCAUAGGAAAAAAGAAAAUCAUAUUAUUACACUGUAUUCGAAGAAAACAAAAAAAAAAAAAAACGAUUUAUAUGAAACUAUCCUUGAAAUCAAUAUUUAACUUGCUCCCGAAAUUAAGAUCCGACUCUUAAACACACACCCACAUACCAUUAGGAAUUAUUACAAACUUAACGAAAAAUAUUGAAUAAACAAAAAACAUUGUUUUCUUUCGUAUUUAAGUAAAAGAAAAACUAAAUGUAUAUAUUGUUAUAUACCAUAUAAACAAACAAACCCAAGUAGUAAGUAAUAAAAUGCUAUGUAAAAAAAUUAUAAAAAAAAAAAUCAUGAAAAAUAAUUCGAAAACAUACAAAAAACGAAAAUAAAACAUUAAAAAGUACUAAAUUUUAGUACGCGAAAAAAACUAUACCACAUAAAAA